CAGGUUUGGAAGAAUAAACAUAGCAACGGGAAGACAGCUGAUACAAAAGCGUGAGAUCGCCAUAACACUACUGCAUUAUUUACUAGGACAUCGUGUAAUCUACUUCCCAGAGGUUCUUCCUAUCAGACCAGAAGAAGAUUUGUGAGCGAAUAGCCACCACACCCAACUUCCAAGAUGUACAAGUUGGAUCUUCCUGUGGACUUGAAGCAGGCUGCGGCCAUAGAGCGGCGGCGAAACAUGGAGAAACAACGCCAGAGCCGCAUCUUUAAUGCCAAGGAGAGGAUAAUUGGGGUUGAUGUGCAGGCAUUGGAACAGCAGGUGCAGGACAGAGCAGUCAGAGAGGAGACAGAAGCAGCUCGGGCAGAGGCCUUUGCUGCUGAUGCCAUUCGCAAUGACAAGGUUGUGGUAAUGAUGGAACAACGGCAGGAGCAGGACAUCCGCAACCUCAACAUGGCCGUCAACGACUUCCGUAAGAACUUCCAGGUUCCCGAGACGCGGCGUGAGUUUGACCUGAAUGACCCUGACGGCCUGAAGAAGGACAAACCCGCCCGACUGACCGAUGACGACCCUCGGUGUGGUAUCAGCGGGGUUCAGAAGUUGGACGGAGAGGAUCUCAACUUCACAGCCAGGAAAAAGUACCAACAGGAACAAAUGCGUGAGUGGACCAAGGCCCAGAUCAACGAGCGCAAUGCCUCGGACAUGAACCAGAAGCACGCGGACCUGCUGUACGAGAUGAAGGCGCGGGAACUGGACCAGCGCGCCUGCGAACUGGCCACGGCUGAGGAGGAGUGCAGGCGUCAGAUCAACAUGGCGACCAAGAACUUCAAUUUGGCACAGCAACGGGAAAAGGAGGAGCAGGAGGCCAUGAAGAGGCAGCAGCAUCAGGACGACAACUACACCGAGCUGUCCAACCACAUCUACGGAGACAUGCUGACGGAGAAUCCCGCCGUGGCACAGAGCGCGUUCGGCCCGCACCGCGUCAUCACGGACAGGUGGAAGGGGAUGAGCCCCGAGCAGCUGGCUGAUGUCCGUAACAGACAGGAGCAGCAGAGGCAGGAGAAGGAGCGCCUGGCCAUGGAGGAACGUCUGAGAAACGAGGAGUGGGACAAACAACGUGUGGACGCUGACCGAGCCGCCGUCAUCCUGGAGAGAAGAGAGGAACGUCUGAAGAAGGAACUCGAGAAGCAGCAAGCCCAUGAGAACCUGCGACUUGGUGCGGAGCAGAAGGCACACGUGGAUUUCUUGGAUAAGGAGGUUUACACCAAUGAACCAACAGCUCAGUACUUCAUGCAGUUCAACAAAACCAGUCGGUGACCUAGCUGUGACCUCUACCCCUUGACCUUCCAACCACAAUGUGCCUGAUGACCCAGAUGUGACCACUUGGUUCUGCCUGACCAAUACUAUACAGAGUAGCAAGUCAAAUAUUCUAUCUGUGCACAAGAAUCCAUAUUGACAUAAAGUUUUGCUUGUUCACUUGUUCAAAGAAAGGAACCAAGUGGUCAUACAGAUUACCCUAUUGCUAAAUAUCAGUAGACUUACGGGCUUGAUAAUCUAUUGUAAUGGUUGUUGUAAGUUGUACAUUUUAAUUCUUAUCAGAUUUCUUCAUCACGUAUUACAGUAGUAUUGCCACAAAGUGCAUAUUUCUCAAAUGCACCACAGGCAAUGUACAGAUUUUGUGAGCCAAAACCACAUGAAGUAUAGCAUAUGUCAAAUGUUAAUGUUCUACUAGAUUGCCUUAUAUUGUUGGUGGCAGUAUUGCUAUGUAGAGAUUUGUAAUAUUGUGCACCUCUUGGAAUACCGGUAGUAGGAAAAAAAAGGAAAUAAGUUUUAUGCCAUGUACAAUGUAAGUUUUCAGCUUUUCCAUUGUGUACAUAUGUUUAACACACUUGUGAAGCACAAGUGAUAUGAUGUUGUAUUCUAACACUGAAUAAAGGUGGUGACAAUACUGUAAA
This is a messenger RNA of Branchiostoma belcheri (Belcher's lancelet), 1952 nucleotides long. RefSeq names its product RIB43A-like with coiled-coils protein 2. The coding region runs from base 175 to 1314 and encodes 379 amino acids. The transcript has 8 exons. The record is from RefSeq and is a predicted model, not a curated record. NCBI's taxonomy places the organism in Eukaryota, Metazoa, Chordata, Leptocardii, Amphioxiformes, Branchiostomatidae.